AUGGCCAAUCCUGAGCGUCUUCUCUUUCGAGUCUACGGAAUGGUGCAGACCCUUGGCAGGCCAGGCGUUGAUGGCGCGCUCGGGUGCUGUGCUGCCACAAUCGGGAACAACCUUGAAGAAGGCGAAUACGAGGCCGUCGAACUGACAAUAGGCGAACGUCCGACAUAUGACCGCGCCGAGAUCAUUGCCGUCUCAAUUGCGCUCCAAUGGGCACUCAGAAUUAUCGGUGAGGCAGAUACACCGCGCGGGGCAAAGAAACGAGACGACAACGACGUCAAUAAGAAGCGAGACUUCGAAAUCACCAUCUACACGGAUUCGCGGUACGCCAUCAUGGCCAUGAACUACUGGAUGCCACAUUGGAUGAAGGAUGGAAAGUUUGUCCCGCGCAACAGCAACCACACACCAGUCCGCAACAAGGACCUCUUCCAAGAUAUUGCCGACAUUCGCGAUGAGAUACUCAAGCUGGCCAACGUCACGUUCAUGUACGAGCAGGUCCCAAGAGCGGAGGUGCAGAAGGCUUACGAGAUCUGCUAUGGGAACUUGGAUGAACAAAUGAAGGACCAGGAGCUUGGCAAACCUCGGGUUUACUCGGGAGCAGACACCUCUCUGAUUGACGGAGACUCAGGCAUGAAUAGAUCAUAA
Molecule: messenger RNA, 642 nt
Organism: Microdochium trichocladiopsis
Lineage: Eukaryota; Fungi; Ascomycota; Sordariomycetes; Xylariales; Microdochiaceae
Exons: 1
Coding region: 1-642 (213 amino acids)
Molecular function (GO): nucleic acid binding; RNA-DNA hybrid ribonuclease activity
Source: RefSeq, a predicted model, not a curated record